Molecule: messenger RNA, 1902 nt
Organism: Micromonas commoda
Lineage: Eukaryota; Viridiplantae; Chlorophyta; Mamiellophyceae; Mamiellales; Mamiellaceae
Exons: 1
Coding region: 1-1902 (633 amino acids)
Biological process (GO): protein autophosphorylation; peptidyl-serine phosphorylation; intracellular signal transduction
Cellular component (GO): nucleus; cytoplasm
Molecular function (GO): calcium/calmodulin-dependent protein kinase activity; calcium-dependent protein serine/threonine kinase activity; calcium ion binding
Source: RefSeq, a predicted model, not a curated record
AUGAAGGACAACCUCGGCGGCGACAAGGACAAGAAGGGAUCCAAGGGUAAAAAGGGGGGCAGGCAGAACGGGGGGGGCGACGGCGGUUCCGAUCGCGUCGCGGAGGCGUUCGCGGACGCGGAGCGCGUGGCGACGCGCAAGGCGCCGCGAAGUCAGUCGUCGUCCGCGUCCACGCGCCGACCCGGCCCGUCCAAGGGCCCCACGGCGGCGCCACCGGCGAAUCGUGGCAAGUCGCCAGCCUUCGACGAGCUCACCCCGUCUGAACUGCGACCCGACUUUGGCCUGCGGCGCGACUUGUACCAGCUCUACGACGUCAAAUCGCUCGACGACGAGGAGCCCAUCGGGGCUGGAUCGUACGGCAUCGUCCGUAAGGUGCGUCGCAAGUCCGACGGCAAGCUCUUCGCGCUCAAGACGAUCCGCAAGGCUCCGUGGCGAGCGCCUCCGACGAGUAGGACGAGCGUCCAGUACUACCACUCCAAGCUUCGCAACGAGCUCGAGGUGAUGCGAAAGAUCGGGUCGAGCCUGUCCAUCGUGUACCUGUACGACUCGUUCGAGGACGACGACGCCGUGCACCUGCUCAUGGACCUGUGCACGGGGGGCGAGUUGCUCGGGAGGAUACGAGCCGGAAUGAGCUACAGCGAGGCGGACGCCGCGGAACUCGUGCGAUCCGUGCUCCGCACCGCCGCGCAGUGCCACUCGCGCGGGAUCAUCUUCCGCGACAUCAAACCCGACAACUUCCUCUUCGAGCGACCCGGCGACGGGAGCCCGCUCAAGGCGACGGACUUUGGCCUAGCCGGCUUGAUCAAGCCCGGCGAGAGGCUCGCGCGCCGAUGCGGCACCCCGAGCUACAUGGCCCCCGAGGUGAUCAACCGCAACUACGGAGAGGAAGCCGACGUGUGGUCGUGCGGCGUGGUGGCGUACCAGCUCGUCACCGGCCGUUUGCCGUUCGUGGACAAGGUGAACCAGCGACCCAACGCGAAGGAGGUGUUCCGCGCUAUUCUCGAGGACCCGAUUGACUUUCGAUCCGAGCCGUGGCCGAGGUUGAGCGCGGAGUGCAGGGAUCUGGUGAUGAAGAUGAUGGAUCGAGAUCCCGCGAAGCGAAUCACCGCGAGAGCCGCGCUGCUCCACCCGUGGCUGCAGCAGACGGCGGCGGAGGCGAAGCAGCCCAUCGGCGGGCAAGUCGUGGCGCGGUUGCAGAGGUUCAGCACGUACGGUUUGCUGAAGCGCAGCGUGCUCCGGCUCCUGGGGGAUCAGCUCAGGGAGAGCGACUCGGAGGAUGGCGACGACGAUGCCGCGGGGGGCGCGAGUGGGACGGGCGGGAAGUUUGUCGACGGGGUGGUGGCCGAGGAGCGCGAGCUCACCGGCCAGUUCCUCGAGCUCUUCGACCUCCUGGACACCUCUGGGGACAAGCUCGUGGAGCCCGAGGAGCUCGAGGCGGGGUUGCGCAAGGUUGGGUACACCAUCAGCACGGACGAGUGCAAGCAGCUGCUCGAGCAGCUGGACACCACCAACGACGGGUUCAUCGACGUCAACGAGUUCCUCGCAGCGCUGGUGGACUGGGAGGCGCUCGAGCGGUCCUCGACCGAAUAUCCCAACUGGGUCAAGCGCGCGUUCGACAUGCUGGACAAGGACGGCAACGGGACGAUCGACGCGGAGGAGGUGGCGGAGCUGGUGUUCAUGAACGACGACGACGACGACGAGGGCCGGACGCUCACCGCGGAGGCGAGGAAGGCUGUCGCGUCGUGCAUCCAGGAGGCGGACACCGACGGCGACGGCUUGAUCGACUUUGACGAGUUCGUGGCGCUGCUGCAGAUGGACCCGACGGACGCGCUGGAGGCGUACGAGUGGAGGGUGGAUUCGAGCGGGAGGGGGGGAGUCGAGGAGGAGCUCAUCCAGGCGUGA